Messenger RNA from Coprinopsis cinerea okayama7#130, 1526 nucleotides. RefSeq names its product T-complex protein 1 subunit gamma. Gene Ontology annotation, molecular function: ATP hydrolysis activity; ATP binding; ATP-dependent protein folding chaperone. Gene Ontology annotation, cellular component: chaperonin-containing T-complex. Gene Ontology annotation, biological process: protein folding. The record is from RefSeq and is a predicted model, not a curated record. Bases 57 to 1526 code for a protein of 489 amino acids. Lineage: Eukaryota; Fungi; Basidiomycota; Agaricomycetes; Agaricales; Psathyrellaceae. The transcript has 9 exons.
UUCUUGCUUGCUGUGUUCCCUCAUCGUCCGUCCACUACGACCACACUCUACCGACGAUGGCGCAGACUCCUGUCUUUGUUAUGAAUACGGCGCCUGAGCGCCAAUCAGGGCGUAAAGCUCAGGUUUCAAACAUCACCGCUGCAAAGACUGUCGCCGAUGUCAUCCGGACAUGUUUGGGUCCCAAAGCGAUGUUGAAGAUGAUCUUGGAUCCUAUGGGUGGUAUCUUGUUGACGAACGACGGCAAUGCGAUCCUGCGCGAAAUCGACGUUGCGCAUCCCGCUGCGAAGAACAUGAUCGAGUUGAGCAGGACACAGGACGAGGAGUGCGGAGAUGGAACGACGAGCGUUAUCAUCCUCGCCGGUGAAAUCCUAGCCCAAUCUCUAGCCCAACUCGAACGGGACAUCCACCCAGUGGUGAUCAUCUCCGCAUUCAACAAAGCACUCACCACCGCCCUCCAAAUCGUGAACCAAAUCUCCAAACCGAUCGAUACGACCAACGACGAGGAGAUGCUGGCGCUGAUCAAGACCUCCAUCGGCACGAAAUUCGUCGUGCGCUGGAGCGACCUCAUGUGCCGCCUCGCCCUGCAAGCCGUGCGCACCGUCGCCACCUCCGAGUCCGGGCACACCAUCGUCGACAUCAAACGCUACGCCCGCGUCGAGAAGGUGCCCGGUGGCGAGAUCGAGCAGAGCGAAGUUUUGCGGGGGGUGAUGAUCAACAAGGAUAUCACGCAUCCGCAGAUGAGGAGGCUCAUCAAGAACCCGAGGGUGAUUCUGUUGGAUUGUCCGUUGGAGUAUAAGAAGGGGGAGAGUCAGACGAAUAUGGAGUUUAGUAAGGAGGAGGAUUGGAAGAGGGCGCAGGAGAUUGAGGAGGAGCAGGUUAAGAGGAUGUGUGACCAGUUGGUCGAGUUGAAGCCGGAUGUCGUUAUCACUGAGAAGGGUAUCUCUGAUCUGGCUCAGCACGUACUCCUCAAAGCGAACAUCUCGUGCAUCCGUCGGGUCCGCAAGACUGAUAACAACCGUAUCGCUUUGGCUGUUGGUGCCACGAUCGUCAACCGCGUCGAGGAUAUCCGCGAGAGCGAUGUUGGAACUGGAUGUGGUUUGUUCAAGGUCGAGAAGAUCGGUGACGAAUACUUCACAUUCCUAACCGAAUGCGCCUCCCCAAAGGCCUGCACCAUCCUCCUCCGCGGCCCCUCCAAAGACAUCCUCAACGAGAUCGACCGGAACCUCGCCGAUGCCAUGUCUGUUGCCCGCAAUGUGGUGUUUAACCCCCAGUUGGUGCCUGGAGGAGGGGCGGUGGAGAUGGCUGUUAGUGUUGGGUUGAACGAAAAAGCCAAAACCGUCAAAGGCGUCGAGAACGGACCCUUCCGCGCCGUUGCGGAUGCGAUGGAGGUUAUCCCGCGUACGCUUGUUCAGAAUUGUGGUGGGAAUGCUAUGAGGGUUUUGACUGAGUUGAGGUCGAUCGAGGCUCUGACUGGCCAGGCGGUUUUUGUCGUUUGGGUGUUCAGGAUCGUGAUCAUGGUGUACUGA